Molecule: messenger RNA, 1801 nt
Organism: Gastrolobium bilobum
Lineage: Eukaryota; Viridiplantae; Streptophyta; Magnoliopsida; Fabales; Fabaceae
Product: common plant regulatory factor 1-like
Exons: 13
Coding region: 200-1471 (423 amino acids)
Biological process (GO): regulation of DNA-templated transcription
Cellular component (GO): nucleus
Molecular function (GO): DNA-binding transcription factor activity; sequence-specific DNA binding
Source: RefSeq, a predicted model, not a curated record
AGCUCUUUCCCUCGUUUUUUUAGAGAGAGAAAGUAGAGAGAAGUUGCGUAAUUGCUUUACGAAACCUUAAUUUGAGGAUAGUUCGAAGCUACGAGGAUUGGUUAUCGUUGUUCCUUUUUUUUAUUCGUGACGACUAGAGUUUGGGUAUAUUUUUCAGUUGAGUAAUUUCUCAGGAAGUAUUCCACUCAGUGCUUACCUCAUGGGAAAUAGUGAGGAAGGGAAAUCCAUUAAGAAUGAAAAGCCUUCUUCACCUGUUAUAACUGAUCAGACCAACCUGCCAAAUGUUCAUGUCUAUCCUGAUUGGGCCGCCAUGCAGGCAUAUUAUGGGUCAAGAGUCAACAUUCCACCAUACUACAACUCAGCUCUGGCUUCGGGUCAUGCUCCUCACCCAUACAUGUGGGGGCCACCACAGCCUAUGAUGCCACCUUAUGGGCCGCCUUAUGCAGCAUUUUAUUCACAUGGAGGGGUUUAUACUCACCCUGCAGUUGCUAUUGGGCCACAUUCACAUGGUCAAGGAGUUCCAUCUUCACCUGCUGCUGGGACUCCUUCAAGCAUAGAGACACCAACCAAAUUAUCUGGAAAUACUGAUCAGGGUUUAGUGAAGAAAUUGAAAGGGAUUGACGGGCUUGCUAUGUCAAUAGGCAAUUGCAAUGCUGAGAGUGCUGAGCGUGGAGCUGAAAACAGGCUGUCACAGAGUGUGGAUACUGAAGGUUCCAGCGAUGGAAGUGAUGGCAAUACUGCAAGGGCUAAUCAAACAAGAAGAAAAAGAAGAAGUGAGAGAACCCCAACCACUGAUGGAGAAGGGAAAACUGAGAUACAAGAUAGUCUGGUUUUGAAAGAGACUACAACUUCCAAAAAGAUGAUGCCAGUUACCCUAGCCAGUGUUGCUGGAAAAGUAGUUGAAUCUGUAGUUUCUUCAGGAAUGACCACGUCACUGGAGCUGAGGAACCCUUUGACUGUUCAUUCUAAGACAAGUUCCUCAAGUGGCACACAACCUAGUGGAGUUUUGCCUUCUGAAGUUUGGUUACAGACUGAGCGUGAACAGAAACGUGAGAGGAGGAAACAAUCAAACCGCGAAUCUGCUAGAAGGUCCAGGCUGAGGAAGCAGGCUGAGACUGAAGAAUUGGCACGAAAAGUUGAUUCCUUGGCUGCUGAAUAUACGUCGCUGAAAUCAGAAAUAAAUCAAUUAACUGAAAGUUCUGAGAAGCUGAGGAUGGAAAAUGCUACAUUAAGGGAAAAACUGGAAAAUACUCAACUGGGACAAAUGGAAGAGAUAAUCUUGAACAGUAUUGACAGCAAGAGGGCUACACCUGUAAGUACAGAAAACUUGCUAUCAAGAGUUAAUAAUUCCAGUUCUAAUGAUAGAACCGCAGAGGAUAAUGAUUUCUGUGAGAAAAAACCAAAUUCUGGUGCAAAGCUGCAUCAACUAUUGGAUACAAAUCCUAGAGCUGAUGCUGUGGCAGCUGGUUGAAACCAGUGAUUGCACUGGCUGAUUGUGUAGUUUUGGCAUAUUACAAGCCCAAAAUUACUGCUAAGUGCUAACAGUUUUCAGAGGGAUGGAUCAGCUGAAUUUUAGGUCUAAAUCCAUCAAGACCAGAACUAAUUCUCUGCUUUUCAGUUUGUUUAGACAUAAAAUGUAUCUUCUAUUAGAUUUGAGAGAAAUGUUUGAAAACUUUAAGGUUUGUAAAAUUGAAGAGGAUUAGAUAUUUAGUUUAUACAUUAGAGGGUUGUCGAACCAUUUAUAUAAUUGGUUAUGUAUUAAUGAUUGCUGUGAACCUUCUAAUGAUAUCUGAGUAAAGUU